Saprolegnia parasitica CBS 223.65 is the source of this 1143-nucleotide messenger RNA. RefSeq lists its product as hypothetical. The transcript has a single exon. The record is from RefSeq and is a predicted model, not a curated record. NCBI's taxonomy places the organism in Eukaryota, Oomycota, Saprolegniomycetes, Saprolegniales, Saprolegniaceae. Bases 28 to 1143 code for a protein of 371 amino acids.
UUUCAUUCUUCUUGCAACGACGAGACCAUGUCGCCGCCCAAGUCUGUCUACUACGCGUUCAUGCAGCGGCACUUGACAGCGGUGACGCUCGUCGUGACGGCGCUCACGGUGAGUCUGCUCCUCCUCAUGUCGUACGUCUUUGGUGCCGUCUCGUUCGACUGCAAGGACGGGGCCAACACCGCGCUCUUGCCGUCGCCGACCAACUGCUACGUGGGCACGACGCUCGGGUGGCUCGCCUCCGGCGUCUGGACCGCCUGCCUCGUCGCGCAGCUGCUCAAGGACGAGUUCUACUCCAAGUGCCGCGGCCUCAGCAUCCUCUGGGCGUGGAUGAACUUGACGGCGGCGUCGCUCAACGGCCUCGCUGUCUUUUACUGGGGCCUCCCGCUCUUUGUCCGCGCGGUCGGCGUUGCCAUGCCGCUUCUCGAGUGCCUCGUGCUGCACCAGCUGUACCGUUUCCGCGCUUUUGACCGGACGCCGCCCGGCGCCUCUCUCUUGCCGCCGCCGCUCGACGCGUGUCGCCAUGGCGAUGUGGUCUUUACCCAGCGCAUGUGGCAUAGCGCGAUCAGUCUCUACGUGGUCUUGAUGACGCUCGGGGUUCUGAGCUAUUGCCACAUUUUGCCGAUCGGCUUGCUACUCGAAGGUGGCAUUUGGCUCGCGAUUACGUUUUGGAGCUGCGAAGGCUUCUUGCAAAUGCACGUCAACUGGACGAUCGCGACGUGCGAAGGGCAGUCGUACUUUGCCUUGGGGUUGACGUUUUUCGGGAAAUUGUGCGACUUUACGGUCCAAGCGACGCUCACGAUGCCCGGACGGUACCUUCUCUUGGCAUACUUUUCGACCGCUGCCGGCUUGCUCAACGUCGCCCAGUGCGUCUUUAUGCUCUCGCAGCGUGCCACGUCAUCGCGAUGGCCAGCGUACGGGUUUUUGCUCGUUAUUGCGCUGUACCUUACGGGCUUUAUGACGUAUGUGAUGGUCGCCGCGCCCUUUCCAAUUGAUGCGGCGGCGCCGGACGCAUGGGUGCACGCCGCAGCGCCACGCUGGGUUGCGCUUCUUGGUCCUCUUGUCGUGGCGCUCGCAGCGAGUGCGGGCUAUGUCCUUGCGCGCUGCCGUGGCAUUCGCCCGAUUACGUUUGCGCCCGUCGAGUAA